GCUAGGUUUUGUGUUAAUAAUUGAGUUAUAAUUCGUUUGAUCUCUUUGGCGGAAGUGAAUUUAGUAUCCCUUUGUCGUACAUCGUUGUCGUCGCUAUUCUAGUUCGCUCUUCUCUCCCACUUCUGUCGCUUUUCCGUUCCAGCUAGGCAAGCUUUGUUCAAGGACUUUGCUUUCGCUCCGAAAAAAUACUGUCUUUGACUUGACCACCAGCUAUCUUCUUUUCACACACAGAGGAUGGUGGGAUCCCGAGUUUAUGUCGGCGGCUUGCCCUACGGCUGCAGGGAGCGGGACCUCGAGCGUUUCUUCAAAGGAUACGGGAGGACGAGGGACAUCCUUUUGAAAAACGGCUACGGUUUCAUCGAAUUUGAUGAUUAUCGAGAUGCCGACGAUGCAGUUUAUGAGUUGAAUGGAAAAGAACUAUUGGGUGAAAGGAUAGUCGUAGAACAUGCAAGGGGUAAUGCUAGACGAGGAGGUGGGGGCGGUGGGGAUCGCUAUGGCGGAGGGGGCGGCGGUGGAGGCGGAGGCCGAAGCCGUCGUGGCGGUGGUGGUUGGUACAAGGAGCCUGAAUUCCGCAGUAGUGACAGAUAUGGACCUCCUACAAGAACAGAUUACAGACUGAUCGUUGAGAAUCUUUCAAGCAGGGUUAGCUGGCAGGAUUUAAAGGAUUAUAUGAGGCAAGCUGGUGAAGUGACAUACGCAGAUGCUCAUAAGGAUAGGAGAAAUGAAGGGGUUGUUGAGUUUGCAACACUUUCUGACAUGAAAAACGCUCUAGACAAACUUGAUGAUACAGACUUAAAUGGGAGGCGCAUCAAACUCGUAGAAGACAGGCGUAGGACAAGGAGGUCCCGUUCAUCCAGUUCCAGGUCAAGAUCCCGUUCACGCUCACGUAGGCGCUCCCGCUCAAGCAGGCGAAGCUCCAGAAGUCGCAGCAGGAGGAGCAGUAGGUCCAAGUCUAGAGCCAAGUCUGGUUCAAGGUCCAAGUCACGAUCCAAAUCGCAUGAUAGAAAAUCAAAAUCAAGGUCACGAUCGAAAUCGCAGGACAAGAAGAUGUCUAAAUCCCGGUCUCGCUCUGUUGACAAACGUGAUGAUUCAAUGGAUCGUUCUGGAAGCAAGGACAAGUCCAAGUCAAGGAGUAGAUCUGUUGAAAAGAACGGAGAUCAGUCGCCAGAUCCAAAAGACGAUUGAACCAAACUGUUUGCCAUAACAGAAAACCCACAUUUGACAUCCAGUUUAUAAUGACAUUAGUUUCAUUAUUGCUAUUUUAUUUUUAUUUUCUUAAUAAUUUUGAUUUUUUGUGUUAGUAUAAUAAAAUUUAAAUGCAAUUUAAGGGAAAAAAUGUGAAAAGUGUUUUAGAGGGAGGGAGGGAUUGGAAUAACUCCUAUGAAGGCUGGUUAUUGGGUCCAUAGCGAGGCAAGUCGGUUUUUCUGACUCGUCAGAGAGCCAUUUUUAAAUGAUUCAAGAAUUUAACAAACAAUUACUAUAAAUCAUAAGCGUAGAUGUGUAUUGUCGGUGCAUUUUUUUAUUUUUUAUAAUUUUAAACAAUAAACAAUCAUUUAGUUUGGCAAUGGAUGUCGUUUACUUUUCCAAUAUAUAAUUGGAAUAUAGGGUUAUUUUUUCAAUAUUCACAUGAUUUAGAAAAAAGAGGAAAAAAACGAGAAUACCAAUAUGGAUUUUGAAAAAUAUGUGUAUGUAUAUAAAGCAUUUUUGAAAAGCUUGA
Molecule: messenger RNA, 1717 nt
Organism: Cimex lectularius (bed bug)
Lineage: Eukaryota; Metazoa; Arthropoda; Insecta; Hemiptera; Cimicidae
Gene: B52
Product: serine-arginine protein 55
Exons: 11
Coding region: 235-1185 (316 amino acids)
Biological process (GO): alternative mRNA splicing, via spliceosome; mRNA splice site recognition
Cellular component (GO): cytoplasm; ribonucleoprotein complex; nucleus
Molecular function (GO): mRNA binding
Source: RefSeq, a predicted model, not a curated record